Molecule: messenger RNA, 1005 nt
Organism: Seminavis robusta
Lineage: Eukaryota; Bacillariophyta; Bacillariophyceae; Naviculales; Naviculaceae
Source: the annotation of a GenBank genome assembly
AUGGCGAACCCUGUCUUGAAGAUCAUUAUUGUAUUGUUUUGUCUAUUCUGCCCCAACAAUAGCAUGACCAUUACAAAGGCAGCGGCUGGUGGGCUGACCAGUCGUUUGGCAACUUACUCGGCCUCUAGAGGCUUUUCUCUCCACGAAAGCAUAGUGGAUACCAUCGGCAAGACUCCCAUUAUCAAACUGCAGCGAUUGUCACCAAAGCCCGACGUUAAUGUCUACGUCAAAUUGGAGUCCGAGAAUCCUGGAGGAUCCAUCAAAGAUCGCUUGGCCUAUGGGAUCAUUGAAUGGGCCGAGAAACAUGGACACCUCCAGCCCGGCCAGACGGUGAUUGAAGCUAGCAGCGGCAACACUGGAAUCGGCUUGGCGGUCGUUUGUGCCUCCAAGGGUUAUCCCUUGGUGGUCGUCAUGUCGGAAUCAUUCAGCGUGGAGCGUCGCAAAUUGAUGCGAUUCUUUGGCGCCAAGGUCGUGCUGACUAAUCCAGCGCACAAAGCCAGCGGUAUGAUCAUCAAGACCAAAGAGUUGGCCGACAAACAUGGAUACUUUUGGCCCGAUCAGUUUUCCCACGAGGCCAACCAAUGGAUCCACCAGCAAACCACCGGACCGGAAAUUGUGGCUGCCUUUGCCGAAAAGAAAUUGGAUCACUUUGUAUGUGCCUACGGGACGGGUGGCACAGUCGUCGGAACCUCUCGAUACCUGAAAGAACACAUGCCUGCUACAAAGAUUCAUGUGUGCGAACCCAGCAAUGCUCCCAUGUUGUACUCGGGAAUCAAGAGUACCUAUGACGGUGACAGUAGGAUUCCCGAAAAAGCUCAUCCUGUCUGGAGGCCACACUUGUUUCAGGGCUGGGCGACAGAUUUUGUGCCCAGGCUCAUGACGGAUUUGUUGACGGAGUUUCCUGACAUGGACAUCAUGCCAACGAGUGGAUUUGAUGCCAUUGACUGUAGCCGUGAAAUGGCCAAAAAAGAGGGGAUCUUUUCGGGGACCAGUGGUGGUGGCGUG